This is a messenger RNA of Xyrauchen texanus (razorback sucker), 4423 nucleotides long. It is a transcript of the gene esrra, whose product is annotated as estrogen-related receptor alpha. The coding region runs from base 513 to 1820 and encodes 435 amino acids. Gene Ontology annotation, molecular function: nuclear steroid receptor activity; zinc ion binding; DNA-binding transcription factor activity. NCBI's taxonomy places the organism in Eukaryota, Metazoa, Chordata, Actinopteri, Cypriniformes, Catostomidae. The transcript has 8 exons. Gene Ontology annotation, cellular component: nucleus. The record is from RefSeq and is a predicted model, not a curated record. Gene Ontology annotation, biological process: regulation of DNA-templated transcription.
GGAAGGCAGGAUUCAGGCUUCCAGUGACAACCGAAACAGCAAUGUGGGGAACUAGUCCAGGGAAGAGCGAAUCAAACAUAUGGAUUAAACAUACACUUUGGCUCAAUUGAUUGUACUUGUAUCCACGGCGCCGCCAUUCAUUCAAGAAAUCGACGAAUUCUUGCAUUUAUUUGAUUUCACAUAUCCUUCUUUUUUCACUCAUUAACGUGCGCUAAAGUAGCGCAUAUUUAAGGUAGCAGUCCACUUCAGCAAAUAGGCAGAGCAUCUGCUCGUAAAUCGGCCUUUAUGACCAGAUACAUUGCUACUAUGCAUGUGAUAAUAUAUAUGUAAAAAUCGGAUUGACUGUUUUGCUGAAGACUUUCUUUGGUUGGCUUCAAGGCAUCUCACACCAGCAAUGUGCUCUGAAAUACUGGGUUCCUGAUGCCCAGUUUGAACUGACCUGUAGUCUUCUGACACCAAAAGAGAGAGAUUUUCAGUGUACGUAAAACCAUCUACUCGAGUGAAAAGGGAUCAUGUCUUCCAGAGAGCGACGUUCCGACCUGUACAUAAAGGCUGAACCCAGCAGUCCCGAGGGAGGAGGAGGUGUUGGUGGGAGGACCAGCCCGGGAGGGGCCUCCUCAGACUCCUCACAAAGUGGAGGAGGCGGAUCCAGAGGAGAAGGCACUGGACGCUACUCCCCGCCACUGUACACACCCGCACUACGAUGCCAUUUUAAGGAGGAGGGUGCAGAUGGAGUCGAGGAGGGCUCUACAGGUAGCGGGGGUGGUCGCUGCAAGUAUGCCCUAACUACACUUCCCAAAAGGCUAUGCCUGGUGUGUGGAGAUGUGGCUUCCGGGUACCACUAUGGAGUGGCUUCCUGUGAAGCCUGUAAGGCUUUCUUCAAAAGAACCAUACAGGGCAAUAUUGAGUACAGCUGUCCAGCCUCCAAUGAAUGCGAAAUCACCAAGCGCCGCAGGAAAGCUUGUCAGGCAUGCCGCUUCACCAAGUGCCUCAAAGUAGGCAUGCUCAAAGAAGGAGUUCGUCUGGACCGGGUCAGAGGCGGCCGGCAGAAAUACAAGAGACGUCCAGAGGUGGAGAAUGCCACGUACCAGAGUGCACCAGUACCAUUAAGGAAGGAGGGAGAGAAAGGUUCAUCCAGCAUUAUUGUGUCUCAUCUGUUGGUGGCGGAGCCAGAAAAGCUGUUUGCUAUGCCAGACCCCCUACAGCCUGACACGGCCCAGCGCACGCUCACCACUCUCUGUGACCUGGCUGACCGGGAACUAGUUGUCAUCAUCGGCUGGGCCAAGCACAUUCCUGGCUUCCUCUCCCUGUCCCUGGCAGACCAGAUGUCUGUGCUGCAGUCGGUGUGGCUGGAGGUGCUGGUGUUGGGGGUGGCUUACCGUUCUCUUGGUUGUGAGGAUGAGGUGGUGUUUGCAGAGGACUUUGUGCUGGAUGAGGAGAUGUCUCGUGUGGCUGGCCUGACUGAACUCAAUGCCGCCAUCAGCCAGCUUGCGCGGCGCUUCAGGGCCCUGCAGUUGGACCGUGAGGAGUUCGUCAUGCUGAAGGCCAUUGCACUUACCAACUCAGAUUCAGUCUACAUUGAGGACAUGGAAGCUGUGCAGAAAUUGAGGGACCUUCUACACCAAGCUCUUCUGGAGCUGGAGGUCCAGCGACGCCCUGAUGAUCCCCAGCGUGCCGGACGUCUCCUUCUCACUCUGCCCCUCCUCAGGCAGACUGCCGGCCGGGCCCUCACCACCUUCUACAGCAUCAAGACCCGCGGUGGGGUGCCAAUGCACAAGCUCUUCUUGGAGAUGCUUGAGGCCAUGAUGGACUCACCCUAGAGAAGAGAAGAAACUCCGAUAGAUGAAUGAAUGAAUGAAUGAAUGAGAGAGAAAGGAUGAAGAAAAUGGGCAAAAGAUAGCCCAAAAUCUGUUUUUGUGGAGAAAAAAAAGGGCUAAUAAAGCCAAAAGAGAAAUUUUUUUGAAUACGAAGAAUAUGAAGUCACUUUGUGUAAUUGUAGCUGUCCUCUAAUAAAUUGAGAUACUCCUUAGGAAUGGUCUUUCACAAAAAAUUCUCCUCUUCAUUAGGUUUUACUAUCAAAAUAUUCAAUAGGUACCAUUUCACGCAAACUUAAAAGAAAACAUUUGGGUCAGUUCAGAUAAAGAUAAUAUUUCUAUCAGUGUUAGGGGAACCACUGACAAUGUGUAAUUCAUUCUCUCACUUCAUGGCCAUCCUCUUUCUUCAAGAUACAGUAAGUGUUUAUAGAAUUUAACCAUUACUGUAAACUCAGAGAAAUUCACGUGCCAAGAGCGCCUACUGAGACUGCAGCAAUAUGAACUCUUCACGGGAUCACAAGAACAGUUGAUUCAGUGAUAUCGCUGUGAUAUCUCCCAUCUUUACUUAUUGGCCACUGAAACAAUCUGUGAGACAUGCGCAAAACAGCGUGUCUGAAACCACAGCACUACAAGUUACAAUAAUUAAUACAGUAAGCUUUCAUUUCCACCUCAAAAUGUGCAUAAAAGGCACUUAUGUACAGUUAUUAAUGUCUUUAUUAUGCACUCGCCAUACUACAAGUGCUAUUUAACUUGGUCCCACUACAAAAGCUUUUUUUCUUGGUUUAAUAUGCAAAACUGAUGAACAUAAGUGAAGACCUACAGGAGCGAUUACACAAACUACUCUUUUAGUUUACUGCUGGUACUACAAGCAAAUAUACUGCAACAUUUAAUAUUAUGGAAAGCAAUAUUAAAGAUUUCAUAUCAUUAAUUUGAUGUCAGCCAUUUAAAAAAUGUCUGCACUGAGCUGGCCUGCCAUGUCCUGCUUGGAAGCGCAAUUUAGUAGUGGUGUAGUCUCAUUGCAAAGACAAUUUUAUUUAAAAAAAAGGACAUUGCGUUAGGAUUGUAGAGAAUGGUUUUCAUACUACACCUUCGUUCUUUGUUGAUUUGCCAGUUGUUCCAAUAGAUUAUCCAUCUUCAGUUUUAGAUGUGGAUUGUGUGAAUGAGAGAUUAUGGGUACAUAAAAUGCAAAGUGCAUAUGCUGAGCUGAACUGAACCGACGAUUUUGCAUCUAAAUCAGGGUAAAUGAGGAGUCUUUAGCUCUUGUAGGUCAGCUAGCUCAAGCUACUACUGUACUUUUUGCUGUUUUGCUGUGAGUGUUUUGCAUUUGGUUCCAAUUUAGAAGACUCUGUGGGACCUCUUCGCAUCGAUGAUGUCCUCAAUUCUUCAGAUGACAAUAUGACACUGGCCUGCUAGUGACAGAUUGAGCCAUCACUGUUGGAGUCACUCAGCUCAAAUGCAUUCUGGAACAUUUCAAGGGACUGAAAGACAAUUUCAUUUACUCCUCGGUGAGAAGAAAAUAUUCCGUACUCUAAUCCUCCAUUUAUACCUGGAUGCAGCAGGACGACCUCUGUCGGUUCGUUUAAACCAGGAGGUUUUAAGUCUGUGUGAUAUUCAUACUGAAAGCUUCUGCGUCUCAGAGCAACAUUUAAUUCAAAUUGGAAAGCCUCGCUAUAAGCGGUCAACCUGAGCCCUCAGUUUGAGACUUUUUUUUUUUUUUUUUUUUGGUUCUUUAAAGAUGGUUGUUGUUUUUACUGCUUUGUGUGGUCUGUUCGUUGCUGUUGGUUUGCAGACAGUUAUCUGGUAUUAUAUGCAAUCAUACUCCAUUCAGAGUGCUGCAACUCCGCUACCUUUUAUUUAUUAUACACGUUUAAAAAACAGGAGGAAAGCCAGUUGCCUCUUUGGCCUCUUACCACAUUAAGUACAGAAAUGAAAACCAAUGUUCUACAGAGUUGGACCUCUGAGGUGACGCCACAUCUUCAGGGUGAUUUUUCACUGCAUACUGUUAGCAGCAAUGAUUGUAUGUGCACGUCAGCUAAUAGCAAAUAUACGUCAGCAUCAGGCCACAGAUAAAAUCGCAUUCUGAACUGAAAAGAACAAUCCAAGGUUGAUCUCUAUUUAAAAAUACUUUCAGCUCAAGAUUAGGAUAAAUCUGGGUCUGCAGAUUAUUACUCAAAAAAAAUUUUUAAGGCCUUUAGAAUAUUUUUUGAAUUGGUUAAUAUCUAUUUCUGGCUGAAUUUUAUUUUUAUUUUCCAUAUAUCCACCAUGAAGCUUGGCCUCAGGUUUGGUGUUGAAAUAAAGCAAUCCAUUUGGGAGAAUCUUAUGAAAUGUCUGUUUUGUACUGAAUUAUUUUUAGAUUUCCUUUCUCUUUUUGUGAUUUACAUACUAACUUUGCCAGUAGAAGUUAUAUUUCUCUCUCUUUGCAAAAAUGUUCUUGCAAUAUUGCAGAUUUAAUGUACUAAAACAAACACAGUGUUACAGAAGACUGCAAAACAUUCUCAUUUUUUCUUUCCUUUUUCUUUCUUUCUUUUACAAACAUACCACCAAGUCUGUCUGUUAAGAGAACUUUGGCAAUCUUCAAUAUAUUCAGUUUAAUUUUCAAUUCAAUUUAU